Messenger RNA from Caenorhabditis auriculariae, 9518 nucleotides. Lineage: Eukaryota; Metazoa; Nematoda; Chromadorea; Rhabditida; Rhabditidae. The record is from the annotation of a GenBank genome assembly.
AUGAUCUCUGACUCUCCACAAUUUAGUGAUCUUUUCCUUUCUCUAACGGGUAUUUUGAAUUUCGCGGAAUCAAAUUGAACACGGCAUGAACGGGUGAAAAAAACGUUCCGGCUCAGCCAGCAUGUGCGCUCUAUCGCACGCUCGCCGUAAAUAUUUUUUGUUGCGUUUUUUGAACAGAAACUCUACUUGAUUAGCUGUUUACAUUCAACUUUCACCUUUCUUCUGCUAUUUUAUAGCUAAAAAUGAUUUUUGACAUUCAAAUUGACAAAGUAAACCUACUUAUAUCGAUGCUACUCUUGGUAAACGAGUUCAAAAUGUCUUAGCGUUGAAGAUCGCAUUUUCUUCCGUGUUUUCUCGUUAUUCGGUUUGAAUUGAAGAUAUUUAUGGGUAAUUUGAAGGAAAACUGUAUCGUCGAUCUCCUUCGCAGCAGUCGUCACCGGCUUCGACGAGCCAGUCGCCGCCGGUGGCGUCCGGCGCCGAUGAAGACGGUUUGUAGAUUUAUUUUUGAUUUUAGUGUUUGAAAUAUGCUGGUCUUGAUUAGUAUUUCAUUUUUAAAAUAAAAAAAGGUUUCUGAAGAGAUUUGAAAAUGGUCUUAUAAGUGGUCUAAUAAAUUUAUUAUGUUGAGGUUUUUGGAAGUCAAAAAAACUCUUGAUGAAUCGAAAAAAAGUUCAAAAUAGAUUUUUCGACGAAUUUUAAUGAUAUUCGAUCGAAUAAUACCUUUUGGGAAUUGUGUAAAAAUUCGAAAAAUAUCUCGAAUUUCAUGGAUAAAUCUACGUUAAUUUCGUUUAAAAUAGUUUAUAAGACCUUUUUUUGUACACAUAAGAAAGAGUUUCCCUACUUUAGUAGUCAAUUUGAGCUUCAUAAUUUUUUAAAAGCAUAUUUGAGCAUGAAGUUUUCAAAAUCUUCUUCAUUUUCUCCAAGUUUUGCCGAAAAUCCAUAUUCUUUAUUGAAAAAAAGCUCAUAAAUACUCUAAAAAUGUUGUUAAUUAACGUAUAAAAUUUUUCUUAAGCUUACAAAAUCCAUUAAAGUUCAAAAAACUCUAAUAAUACGCUGAAAAAAGUCUUUAGAAUUCCAAAAAUCGACGUAUUUCCUUUUGAACGGAUGGUUAAACAAUAAAAGUCAGUCAUGAAAAGCUCAAAAAAUCCAAAUUAAGAUGCGAGCAAAGAUUCGGAAGAUAUUCUUCGGCCGCCACUUCCCGAGGUGCCGCCUGGAGAAGGGCCCGAUAUAGUUCCCUUGUCGGUCUUGUUGGAUUUCGCCGUCCAGAACAUCUACCACGAGAUCACCGUCUUGUCCGAACUGUAAGUCACAAAAAAAAAUACAAAGCCCUUCAAUUUUUUUCUCUUCAACCAAAAAAGAAGGAAAAUUUUCAGCCGUAUUAACAUUGUAAAAAAACAACAUAUUUUUUUCGUAUUUUUCAAAUUAAUUUUGAGGACAUCUACCAAGAAAUCACCGUUUUGUCUAAAUUCUCUGUACCGAAAAAAAAUCCGAAGUAAUUUCAAAAAAAUGUUUUUGUGAAGACAGAAAAAGUAUAAUUUUAGUCGUCUUACUACUGAAAAAAAUAUUUCUCCCGUAUUUUUUUCGUGGAAUUGGUAAAAAAAUAUUUUUUUAAAGAUUAUCUACAACAAGAUCAAAGUUUUGUCUAAAUUUUUUUAAAUUUUUCAAUUAAAAAAAUUCUAAGCCCUUCCAACAUAAUUUUUUUCCUCAGAAAUUACUAGUUUUAGCCGUUUCUCUUCUGAAAGAAUCAUCAUUCUCGUAUGAAAAUAUAGUGUUAAAAACCAUUUUUUUAAUGACACAUUCGAGAAAAAAAGAUCACAGUUUUGUCUAAAAUUUCAAAUAUACAAAAAAAAUCCAGAGCGCUUCCAACAUAAUUUUUUUCUCAGAAAUUACUAGUUUUAGUCGUUUUUUUGUAAACAUCUUUUUUUGUGUUUUUUUCAAAAAUUUAGCGUUAAACCAUUUUAGAACAUCUACCAUGAGACCAACAUCUGGUCUGAAUUUUCAGAGACGAAAAAAUUCCAAAAUUUUUUUUUCAUGUACAGAGGGCAGAAAAAAAAACGUUAUAGACCUUUUCUCCGUAUUUUCUGAUCGAUCUGGUAUUUAAAUUAUUUUUAAGAACCUCUACCACGAGAGAACUGUCAUUAGUAGGUAACAAAAAAUCCGAAACCAUCCAAAAAAAAAAUGUUUCCACAAUUCAGAAAAGAAUAGUUCUAGAUGUCUUUUCUAGACGUUUUUUUUCUCAUUUAUCUAAAAUUAUUUUUAAGAAAAUCUAGCAUAGUUUUCGAAAAAUAUCUCUAUCCAUAUUGUAGAAAAUAAUGAUUUUAAAGGUCCUUUUUCUCAGUGAAUUCUCGAAAAAAAUUCAGUAUUAAAAAUUUUUUUCUCAAGACUUUUUACCAAAAAGAUCAAGCACUCUGAAAUAACUCCAAAAAAGUGCAGAAUGCAAAAAAAGUCGGACGCCGACAAGAAGAUCUCCCUGGUGCAGUUCGCACAUACGACGCGGCUGAUGUUCAUCAAGCUGCUGGCGUUGGUCAAAUGGCUCAAGUCUUCGAAGAAAUUCGACGCAUGCAACGUUUAUACACCAAUUUCAAAGCAAAACAUUCAAUUUUUCUCGAUUUCCAGUCGAUUUGCUACGUUCUCGAGUCGCAGGCCAAGUUGUACGUCGAGACGGCCGAUCGAAUGGUCGCCAUGACGAGGUUCGGGACAUGAAAUCAAUCAAAAUCGAGAUUUUCCGUGCAAAAACUCAAAAAAUGGUUUUUCCUGUGAGGUUUUGUAACUUUUCGUGCAAUUUUCACGCAAAAAAUCAACUUUUUCUUGAAAAUUUUCUAUUAAGAACGGGUUUUUUUCAUCUAAAAUCAAAUCUAGAUAGGAUUUUUUGUUCCAAAAACCUUCAAUAGAAAGCUGUAAGGAAGUAAGCCUCAAUAUAAUUGAAAAAUAGAGCUUUCUUGAUUCAGAGGAGUUCAACGAAAUCCAAAAAAAAAUUUUCCAUGCAAAAACUCAAAAAAGAAGCUCUCCCUGUUAAAAAUUGUGCUGAAAAAUGGCCAUAUUUUCUACAAAUUCUACCGAAAAAAAAAAUUCUUUUCUUUAAAGUUUCUUAUGAAGAACGGGUUUUUUUUUCGUUUAAAAUCACCUUCAAAAUAAGAUUCUUUUAUAAAUAUAUUCAGAAAAAGCUUCUAUUAACCCUGAAAAGUUGAAAAUUUUGUUUCUUAGAAGUUCAAAGAAGAGCUUUUUCGUUCCAAAGGAGAUCAAUGAAAAUCCCUUUUUUCUUAGGUGCAUUAAAUCAAAAAAAGAGAUUUUCCUGUUAAAAAAAUCGGGCUGAAAAAAAUGACAGCAUUUUUCUAUAAAAAAAGAAUUUUUUUCUUCGAAAACUAUAUAAUUUGAAAAUCAGCUCUUCCUUAAAAUUACACUCGAAAUGGUUGGAAAUGAGCUAUUUGUUAAAAAUAAACUCUGAAAUUAUAUUCUUCUUGAACAUCUUCAUCUAAAAAAAUGCUCUAAAUUUUGCUUCUUUGAAACUCAAAAAGCUUUUUUUCGUUCCGAAGGAGAUCAAUGAAAAUCGAAUUUUUUUCCGUGCAAAAAAACUCAAAAAAAGAGAUUUUCCUGUAAAAAAAUCACAUUGAAAAAAAUGGCCAUAUUUUUCUACAGUUUCUACCGAAAAAAAUUCUUUUCUUUGCAAAAUUUAUAAUUUUUUUGGACAAUUUUUCAAUCAAAAAAAAGCUUUUUUUCCUCGAAAUUUCCUAUUCAUGACGGGUUUUUACUUCUGAAAUAAUAUUCAAAAAAAGGAUUUUUAUCAAAAAAAUCUUCAAUACGAGCUUUUGUACUAAGAAACGUAAAUUUUUGCUUUUUUUAAAGUUCACAUUUUUUUCGUUCUAGAGAAUGUUUUUUUCGUAGAAUAAAUCAAAAAGAGAUUGUAAAAUUUAAUUCUGGAAAACGACAAUUUAUUGCAUUUUGUUUGUCUCAAAAUGAUUACUUUAAAAUAUCACUUUUUUUCCUUUCAAUUUAAACUCGAAAAAAAUCAGCCUUUCCUAAAAAAAUUUUUUUCUAUAAAAAAACAGGUUUUUUUCCUUUGAAAAAUGAGCUCCAAAAUGUUAAAAAAAUGAGCUUAUACUUAUACUAAAAAAAAUUUUUGUGAAUUUGGUUACAUGAAAUUAAAAAAAUGAGCCUUUUUUUGUCCAGAGGAGACCUCCAACUGGCCCGAUUACCUCAUUUCCAAAUCAUGCCGGCCGUCGAAGUCCUCACAAAGGUGAGAUUCGAAAACCGCAAAAAUUUAAAGAAAAUUCGGUUAAGGGAACCUACGACACCCUUCCAAUCUCUAUAAAGGAGACCUUCAUUCCACCGGCGAAAAUUUCGGCGAGGGAUCAGGUAAAAAUUGUGUAAAAAUUGAAAUUUUAAUGGGAAAAGGGGUUGAAAAUUGCUUCAAAAAAGCGAAUUUUUCUCGAAGAAGUACAUAGAAAACGUCUAUAUUUUUGAUCCAAGAAGGAUCUUUUAUAGGAAAAAAAUUCCUAGGCCAAUAUUUUUCUUCGGUUUCUAAAAAUACAUUUUGAAGCCAAAGUUAUAAUUUCGUAUUUAGUUCCGCUUACUACGUAAAAAGGUGGUUCUGAUGCUCAGAAUUUGAUUCGAAAUCAACAAGAAAAAGAUUCAAAGUUAAAUUUUUACUCUUUAUUUUUCCCGAUUCGAUUUCGAAGCUAAAUACCUACGUUUAUUUCUUAUAAAACGCAGAGGCAUGGAAAAACGCGUUUCCUUCCGUUUUGAAGUUUAAAAGUGAGUGAAAAUCAAACUGGAACAGUAUCCCAUGUUCAGCUUUACUUAAAAUCCAGAAAUUUUUACGAAAAAACCUCGUUUUUGAUUUCCAAAAAAAUGAUUCUUUUCCGUUUCGAAGUUCAAAAAAGAGUAAAAAUUAAACUUGAAGGGCAGAAGAUAAAGCCCAAAAAAGUUCCAGCUGUUCUGAACUUUCGAAAAAAAAAUGUUCCUUCUGUUCCGAACUCAAAAAUGAGAGAAAAAAAACUGAUACUUUUCCAAGUUCAUGUUAAACUCUAAUUAAAACUUAAAAUUGGAUUUCCCAAGCCCAAAAAAAGUCUUAACCCUUCAAGAUUUCCAAAAAAGCAGUUCUUCCCGUUCCGAAUUCAAAAACGAGGGGAAAAAAGUUUAAAAAAAAAAAAUCAAUUUUUUUCGAAGCCCGAAAAAAGUCCUAAUCGUUUUCAAAAUGCACAGGCGAACGUCCUCGCCCGCCUCAACCAAGUGAUCGAAUCGAGGAUCUCCCGGAUUUCCUCAACGUUAUCGCCGCGUUACAGAUCGAUCAUCAUCCGGAACGGAACUGUUUGAGAAAAAAUCUCUCUGAAGAAAAAUCAAUUUUUCAGGCGGUUUUAACAGUACCCGGGGAAUUCGAGGUCAUCGUCGGGGUUCUCGGCGAAACGGAGCAGCUGAAGUGGACCUUGAUGAAUAUUAAGGUUGGUUGGAAAAUGGUUGAAAGGAAGAAAAAUGUAGUAUACUUCGAAAAAAGUUAUUUUUUAGGAUAAUGUUUUUAAAUUUUCUCAUUUUUAAUGCUUUCUGUAGGAUACUACUGUUUUUCAUUAUUAGAUAUGUAUAUAUAUACUUUUCAAGUAGAAUUUUUUUUCCAUUUAAUCUUUUUUUUUCUAAAUUUGUUGUCUUCAUUAUUCUUAGAGGACUUUUUCGGAGGGUUAGAAGCGACUUUAGGGAAAAAUCCUUGUCUAUAACAAUUUUUUUUUUUGCUGGGGUAUUCAAAUUUUGCAUUUUCCUAGCUGUUUUAGUAUGAUUGAACUCGAAGAAAAGUUGGUAUAUUUUGUAAAAAGUCAUUUUUAGGACGAUAUUUCAAAUUUUCUCAUUUCGAAUGUGUUUCUGUAGGAUUUUACUGAGUUAUUAUCAUGUAUUUAUAUAUUUCUAAAGCGUCUAGCUUCCAAUUAUUCUAAAUUUCUGUCUUCAUUUUGUUCUAGGGAGUUUUCGAAGGGUUAGAAACAACUUUUGAGGGGGAAAAUUGUCGUUUUCAGUAAGAUUUUUUGUUGAAGCGUUCAAAUUUUGCAUUAUCAUAGCUAUUUGAAAAUCAUAAGAAUAAUUAAAAAAAGAAUUAAAAUAUGAAAUAAAAAGUGAAAAAAAUCAUAAAAAAAGUUGUUUUUUUCAACACAAUAAUUCAUUAAAAAUCUCUCUAUUUUUCUUUUAAAAUGAAAUUUGGAAGAAAAUUGAAAAAUUUUUCUGUUCAUAUUCAUUGAAGGCUCUGAAACUCCUUAAAACAAGUUUUUUUGAGUAACAUUUUUCAAUAACUUUGUAAUUUUUAUUCAGCGCCAAGUAAUACUAUAUACGCAUUUUUAUCAUAUUCUACUUAUUUUCUAAUAGAAAAAUUGUGUGAUUUCUGACAAUUUCACUCAUAAAAUGCCCUUCAGAUGCUGGUGGAGGACUACGAAAUCGGCUACGGAAUGCAAUUGGUGCAUCCGUUGCAGCUCGGCUACAUUCACAGCCAUCUUCAGAGCAGGAUGAACGUUUCUAAAAAUGUAAAGAUUAUGAUAGACUUUCUGUAGUCUCUUUGUUUUUGCUGUUUAGAAGCCUUUUUGGUUUUUAAAACCUCGUCUUUCUUCAAAAAUUGGUUUGAGAAUUCCUUCAGAGCGGGAGGGACGUUCUUAAAAGUGUAAAAAUGAUAUCUAUGAAAAAAGGAAUUUUUAUCAUUUUUCUCAUUUUCGCUUUGCUCUUUUGAAUCAAAACUCGUCAUUUUGGCCCAAAAAUUGACUGAUUUCUCUUCUGAAAGCUCUUAUCUCGUUCUAAAUAUAGGUUUAAAGAAGAUUUUAAAGAAUUUACAGCUAAACGGACAAAGUCCAAACGACCUCAUGAAGAAGAGUCUAAAGCUUUUUUUUGAGUUCCUAAAAGGUGUCAAAAAUUCUUCGGAAUCUCCUUUUUUUUUAGCUCCAAAAAAGUCUUUGAGGCUUUUUUAAGACCUUUGCCCGUGUACAAAAUCUUGAAAACCGCUCAAAUUUGCUAAUUUAACUCUUCUCAAGAACAUAUAAAUCAAUUUUUUGAAGAAUCUCGAAUUUUUUUCAUCAGCUGAACUCAUCAUUUUCUCCUAGAAGUUCCCAACUUCCACUCUAAAUCGUAAAAAAAAGCCAAAAAAACUGUAUUUUUAUUCCAGCCAAUCAAUGAAAUCUACUCAUUUCUGCAUCGUUUCGCCCUGUCCCUUCAGUUGGACGUUUUAUCCUGCCAGGCUUCUCAGUUGGCCGCCGGCCAGUUGCGGUUCCCUACUCCUCAAAAACAGUGAAAAUAAAGAUUGUUGCAGUGACAACAUCGUCAUCGAAAAGUACGAAGAGAAGGAGCGGAAUCUGGUUAUCGGAUAUUGGCUACAAAAUGUCACCAACCGAAGGACCACCCUGGGAGUCCCGAAGUACGUAUAGAAAACGAGAAAUAGUCUUCUCCAAAACAUUAUUUCAGUCUUUAAAUCAGUUUUAUCUAGGUGAUAUCUAGGUGGAGAAGAUGUUGAAAACUUCAAAAGUAUACGAAAGCUCAAAAACUCGGAAACGUUUUGAAAGGUUCAAAAAAAAAUAGCAAAGUUCCAGAAGGAUUCCUAAGCAUUUCGAAUUUUAAGUAAAUCUUGGAAAUAUUCUAGAAGUUCUAUUGAAGUCUUGGAAAGCUUUAUAAGCCUUGAAAAGUUCAAAUAUGGCUUAAGAAUUUCAAAAAUACACCAAGAGCCUUCUAAAAAUCUCGAUUUUCUCAUAGAAAAUCGAAAAAAUUCACUUUUUUUAAUACCGCGUAUGAAUAUUUCGAAAAAAAUCUCUUGAAAAAAAUUAAAUAUUAAAAAAAUAUCUAGUAGCUCUACUGAAGUCUCAUAACAUCUAGAAAGUCUUGAAAGGUUCAAAUAUGGCUUUGAAAGCUCAAAAAACACCAAAAAUCUAAAAGUUUCAAUUUCCACAUAGAAACCGCCGGAAAAAUUAUUUUUUCAGAAUCUCUAUCAAAUCGCUUGAAAAAGUGAAUAUUAAAAAAAUCUCCCAUAGUUUUACCAAGGUCCCGUAACAUCUAGAAAGUCUUGGAAGGUUCAAAAUAGCUUCAGAAGCUCAAAAAACACCAAAAAUAUUCCAGAAGUCUCUAUUUCACAUAUGUGGAAACCGUCGGAAAAAGUUAAUUUUGAAAAAUCUAUAAAAAAAAAUCACUUCUACCCUAUUUUGAAAGUCUUUAGUGGUUUGAAUAUGCUUUAGAAGCUGAAAAAUACACCAAAACCCUUCAAAAAAGCUCAAUUUUCUCAUAGGAACCUUCGAAAAAGUUAUUUUUACAGAAUCUUUAUCAAAUCGCUUGAAAAAGUGAAUAUUAAAAAAGUUUCCGAUAGCUCUAUUAAAGUCUCCUAACAUCUUCAAAGCCUUGAAAGGUUAAAAUCUGAUUUUAGAAGCUCAAAAAUACACCGAAAAUCUUCUAGAAAUCUCAAUUUUCUCAUAGGAACGUUCGAAAAAGUUAUUAUUACAAAAUCUCUAAUAGUUAUACCAUAUCUUUAAAGUCUUUAAUGGUUGGAAUAUGCUUUAGAAGCUGAAAAAAACACCAAGAACCUCGCAGAAAUAUCAAUUUCCUCAUGGGAACGUUCGAAAAAGUUAUUUUUACAAAUUUUUUAAUACUUCUAUUGAAGUCCCAUAACAUCUUAAAAGUACUGAAAGGUUUGAAUAUGGCUCUAAAAGCUGAAGCUCCAUAAAAACCUCAGAAAUCUCAAUUUCAUGGCCUCGAAAUCUCAAAAAUCUCCCAAAAAGCUCAAAACUUCGAAAAUCAAUUUUAAGGGCGGUUCCCCAAUACCGAGUACAAAUCUUCGCCGACAAGGAAGACCCCCAAGGAGGUUUGAAAGUCCGGCAUUUCCCUCAUGCUCCACACUUGGGCACACUGGACACCAGGACUGGGUUUUUUCAAACUACCAAAAAAUGAGAGUCAAAAAAAAAUUCCAGUCGAUUAUCGAUCCACCGGCUACUCUCAGAGACGUAUAUCGUUCGGUGUCGCGAGAAACUUCUCCGAUUGAGGCGGAUUCUGGAUAAUGCGGAUCCUACGUUGCAGAUUCAGUUGACCGGUAGGUUUUAGGGAGGAAAUCGGGGGAAAAAAUGGUUUUGGGGUCGGAAAAUCACAGAUUUGUUGAGAAACUUGUGACACAACUCUGUUAAAAAUUUUUUUUCUUAUCAAGUUUUUGAUUCUUUUUUCUCACCAAAGUGUACAGAAGACCUGAAAUUCCUCAAGAAGGUCAAAAAAAUAGGUCGUUAUGAGGUUCUAGAGCUUCCAAAAAAACGCAGAGCAAAAAUGAAGGAAAAUAAUUUUUCUGAACAGUUUUUAAGUGUCUUUUUUUCGUUUCUACUGAGAUUUGAACUGGAAAAAAAGAUUUAAAAGGCUAAAUUUUGGAGUUCAGCAUUAAUUUUUCAGGCUGUGCGGUACCUUCCCUGACGAUUCCUCUGAUAAACGACAGCGAAAUCGUCCGCGAGGAAUGUCUCGUCGUUUCCGUCAACGCGUUCACGGGGAAAAUCAUCUCGAAAAAUCAGCACGUUGCCAGGUUUCCCGCUGAUUUUUCUUGCUAG